This is a messenger RNA of Folsomia candida, 2179 nucleotides long. RefSeq names its product vesicle-associated membrane protein 7 (gene Vamp7). Gene Ontology annotation, molecular function: SNAP receptor activity; SNARE binding. Bases 571 to 1281 code for a protein of 236 amino acids. The transcript has 7 exons. Gene Ontology annotation, biological process: exocytosis; vesicle fusion. Lineage: Eukaryota; Metazoa; Arthropoda; Collembola; Entomobryomorpha; Isotomidae. The record is from RefSeq and is a predicted model, not a curated record. Gene Ontology annotation, cellular component: SNARE complex; membrane.
GUUCUUCAUAUUUUUUCGAUUUUUAGGAAAAUACAAUUUUUGCUUGUCUCCUAAAAGUAAAAUUACAUUUAAACGCAUUUAUCAUUCAUUUAUCCAACUUUAGGAUCAGUUUAUGCAUGAUUCAUCAUCAUUUGACGAUGCCACAGGAUGCCUCCGAUCCAACCUUCACGCACACAAUUCGUUCUGCUCAUCAGCUGCGUAACUUCGCAGUUGUACAUAUUUAGUUAGAUUUCUCUCUCUGACAAAAUAUUUCCUUCCAUAAAUAAUUCGCCCUAAAAGUAUUUUUCAAAUUUUAGUUUAAUAACUUUUUUUGUUUGUAAAUCAAGGUUCUUGGUGUAAAAUAAAUAGUUUGGUUGAUUUCUGUUGGUAGCCGUGUUUGUGUUAGUUGAUUGUUCAUUUCUUUUGUGGUAUUUGAUUUGGAAUUUGAAACAAUUUGAAUUGGAAAUUGUGAAAGCUGUAGGUUUAUUAAAAAUUAAUUGUAUACCAGAAAAUUUUUGACGGGUGACAGAGGGCUUGAUUUAAAGGUUAAUCUGAACACUGAAGGGAAUAUUUCCACUCAAAUAGUCAAAAAUGACGAUAAAGGCCAUCCUGUACACGGUAAUUGCCCGUGGAUCUACCAUCCUUGCGAAAUAUGCGUCAUGUGCUGGUAACUUUUCGGAGGUCACAGAGCAGAUUUUGGGCAAAAUACCACCCGAAGAUUCGAAACUCACGUAUUCUCACAUGUCAUACUUGUUCCACUACGUCAAGGAAGAUAACAUUACCUAUCUCUGCAUAACGGACGAUGACUUUGAACGAGCUCGAGCCUUCCAGUAUCUUGCAGAUGUUAAGAACCGAUUUGAACAAACGUACGGCCGACCCAGGAUCCAUGAGGCCCUUCCGUACGGAAUGAAUUCAGAUUUUUCGCCAUUAUUGGCAUCAGAAAUGAAACGCUACUCUGAAUCUCGGGAUUCGGACACUUUGUCAAGAGUGGAAGGGCAGCUGGAAGACCUGAAGGACAUCAUGGUAAAAAAUAUUGAUAACAUUGCAGCUCGUGGAGAGCGAUUGGAACUUUUGGUGAACAAGGCUGAAAAUCUAAAUGCCACCUCGGUGUCUUUUCAAAAAACGAGUUCCAGCCUGGCUCGAGCAAUGUACUGGAGAAAUAUCAAGUUUUACGUGAUUUCUGCUCUAAUCGUAAUUCUCAUCAUCUACAUCAUUGUGUCAAUGUCAUGUGGUGGAUUAACUUGGAGUGGAUGCAUCUCUUCGGGAGGAAGUUCUAACAAGAAUUCGACUACUUCUCCUUGAUAAAAUCGCGAUUCAAGAAAAGCAGAAACUCUUCACUACGCUGACGAUAACUUCCUUCCACUCGUAUCACAAUCAACUCUUAAGUAAAUUCAAAGAACUGCUCUAUAUAUUAAUAUCGCGUGUAAAUCGGGUCCCCUCUCUCUCUGGAAUAAUAUAUUGUCAUUGUUUAAUAUUCACUACUAUCCUGUCAAGGAGAAUGGGUAACAGAACACGUACACUAUACAUAAUAAUUAUACGAGGGCGUUAAUUAACAUGUCAGUGGAACACAAUCCAAGACGAACUAUUCCUUGGGUAUUGAUUGAAAUGAAUUCUUUAACUGUGCUAGCUCAUAAAUAUAUCUAUUUUCUGGUACUGUGUACGUAAAAUUCAAAAAUAUGUUACGACUCGAAUAUAUUCUGUAUACGUACUUUCACUUGGGCUAAUUAUCUCACUAGGGAUUAAUUAUCUGAUUAAUUAUUAUUAAGGUAAUGGGUCCUAUUGGCUCAUGAAUUUUUUUGCACUUGUUAAGUAAGCUGGAUCCAUCUCAAUUGUUACAGCUAUAUCUUAAUAUCUCUAGAAAAGUAGCAGUUACACAAAACGAGUGAUAUUUUUCCUGGAAACAAUUUUUAAUGUCCCUUCUUACUCGUUUGUACUGAAUAUAUUCAAAUCUAAAAAUGUAUCAAAAUUAGCUACAUAUUUCUUUGAAACACUACAUAUUUAUAUACUCGCAUAAUCGCUUUGCCAUAUGACAAAACUUAUAUUAUCAUUAUUUAGUUAAACCUCUGUAACUACAGUCUUGAUACCUUUUCUUACUAAAUAUACGUUCGCCCAUACAAGCCUCACCAAUUUAUGAUGUAAAAUUUACUGGCAUAAUUGUUACACAAAAUGUAUCCUAGUAAAUUUCAACUUAUCAACCAUA